AUCUCAGACUUCAUUUUUCUCAAAAACCCAGAAUUUCAAUCCCCAUGGAAUCUCAUUUCUCUUCUUCUUCAGCCUCUUCCACCACCACUUACUUGUCCCAAACCAUGCAACCAACAAAGGGUUUAAUCUCAACUUCAAAUUCACUUCCUUAUCACCAAUCUUCACUUCACUCUGUUCGGAGGCCUUCUUCGAAGCCAUGGCGGAAGCCAGCGGUGGCUCCGCUGCCGCCGACCCCGCCAAGAAUCUACAAAGUGGACCCCAUUAACUUCAAAGACCUUGUUCAAAGCCUCACCAGCGGGCCGGGGUUUUUGGAGGCUCGAUCUCUGCAGAGCGUUGCACCGGCGCCGAUUGAUGUUCAGAGAAAUGCCUCUGUUCUGAACAAUGUUCUUUCUUCUUCUUCUUCUUCUCCGGCAUCGAAAAUUAUUUCACCAUUUUCAGCCAUGUACAAGGACUUGGCUGAAACACUGGAAAUGAGUUCUACACCUCAUCAUCAGAAGGCGCAUGAUAGCAAUGUGGACCCUAGUUAUCUGAGUCUGAACUUGCAGUCACCUUCUUCCCAUCAUUGGUUUUCUUUUCCUCUGCUCAGCCCAGGAACUAUGUCCAGUCUGGAACAGAGCACAGUGCUUUAGGACUAUGUCAAACCCUAGCUAGGCAGGAGCCAGUUAUAUAAAUAUGUGAGCCCAAUUUCUAUAAAUUGUGGCCUUUUUGUUUUAAGUUGUAAGUUUUAACAUCCUGUUAUGUUGUAGGGAGUUUUAUAUAAAUGCGCA
Molecule: messenger RNA, 767 nt
Organism: Prunus dulcis (almond)
Lineage: Eukaryota; Viridiplantae; Streptophyta; Magnoliopsida; Rosales; Rosaceae
Exons: 1
Coding region: 45-629 (194 amino acids)
Source: RefSeq, a predicted model, not a curated record